AAUUAAGGAACAAUGGCAAGUGAAGGUGAAGUGGUGAGCAAUAAGCAGGUGAUAUUGAAGGAGUACGUGAGUGGUUUACCUAAAGAAUCAGACCUACAAGUGACCACUGGUAGCAUAAAACUGAAGAUCCCAGAAGGUUGUAAUGGAAUUCUUGUCAAGAAUCUUUAUUUAUCAUGUGAUCCUUACAUAAGAACCCGUAUGAAAAACCUUCAACUCAAAGGAGCCUACGUUGAUUCCUUCCAGCCUGGUUCGCCUAUAAGUGGGUAUGGAGUUGCUAAAGUUUUAGAAUCUGAGCAUCCAAACUUCAAGAAAGGAGACUUGAUUUGGGGAAUCACUGAUUGGGAAGAGUACAGUCUGAUUACAGAACCUGAGACUUUGUUCAAAAUUCAGGACAAAGAUAUGCCCCUUUCCUAUUACACUGGGAUUCUUGGUAUGCCUGGAGUUACUGCUUAUGCAGGGUUUUUUGAGAUUUGCUCUCCUAAGAAAGGAGAAUAUGUCUUUGUUUCAGCAGCUUCUGGUGCAGUAGGUCAGCUUGUUGGGCAAUUUGCAAAGCUUUCAGGUUGUUAUGUUGUUGGAAGUGCUGGAAGUAAAGAGAAAGUUGAUUUGUUGAAGAAUAAGUUCGGAUUCGAUGAGGCUUUCAAUUACAAAGAAGAGCAGGAUCUGAAUGCAGCUUUACAAAGGUACUUUCCCGAAGGAAUUGAUAUUUACUUUGAAAACGUUGGUGGAAAGAUGCUUGAUGCAGUGCUACUUAACAUGAGAAUCCGUGGACGCAUUGCUGUGUGUGGUAUGAUCUCACAGUACAACCUAGACCAACCUGAAGGAGUAUAUUAUUUAGCGAAUAUUAUUCUGAAACGUAUCAGAAUGGAAGGAUUUCUGGUUUUUGAUUACUAUCAUCUCUAUCCAAAGUACUUGGAAAUGGUCCUGCCUAAAAUCAGGGAAGGGAAGAUUGUAUAUGUGGAAGACAAAGCUGAAGGGCUAGAGAGUGGUCCAGCAGCCUUGACAGGGCUAUUUGUUGGACGUAAUGUAGGAAAGCAGGUGGUUGUGGUUGCCGAUGAAUGA
Hevea brasiliensis (rubber tree) is the source of this 1059-nucleotide messenger RNA. RefSeq names its product 2-alkenal reductase (NADP(+)-dependent)-like. The transcript has 5 exons. Gene Ontology annotation, molecular function: 2-alkenal reductase [NAD(P)H] activity. Bases 13 to 1059 code for a protein of 348 amino acids. Lineage: Eukaryota; Viridiplantae; Streptophyta; Magnoliopsida; Malpighiales; Euphorbiaceae. The record is from RefSeq and is a predicted model, not a curated record.